Messenger RNA from Suillus subalutaceus, 1167 nucleotides. RefSeq lists its product as uncharacterized. The record is from RefSeq and is a predicted model, not a curated record. Lineage: Eukaryota; Fungi; Basidiomycota; Agaricomycetes; Boletales; Suillaceae. The coding region runs from base 1 to 1167 and encodes 388 amino acids. The transcript has 2 exons.
AUGGCGAAACGGAAGAGUACAUCUGCGAACACUGGUACUACUAGUGCAGGCCCAGCUACCACUCACUGGACUGAUGAAGAGACCUCCCGCCUCAUUCAGUAUCUCACACUUCAUUGCGCUGAAGGUGGAGAUGGUACUAACUUCAAACAGUCAACCUUUACCACUGCAGCGGCUUAUUUAUUGAAGCCCCUGGACGGCAUUCCAAAGGAGGACCAUGUAGCUGGAAUCAAAAGGGAUGGGCUGUCAUGCAAGAACAAAUGGAUCAUGUGCAAGAAAAAGCAUACCGCUAUCGUCGAUAUCAAAUCACAAUCAGGCUUUUCAUGGGACGAUGAACUCAGCGCAAAUAUCGGCCCAGCCGACGCUGCGCAUUGGACUGCAUUUGCAAAUGCGCGUCCCAAUACAAGGCCAUUCCGCAACAAAGGUUGGAAACACUUCGACGAGAUGGACGACGUUUUGCACACGCAGAUCCCACACGGCACCAAUGCUUUUCACGCAGGCCAGGAAACGUUCCAAUCACAAUACAACGUCAGCAACGAAGGCCCAGGUGUUGAUGCUGUGGAGAAUGAGCCUGUAGCGCCUGACUUGGGAGACUUGGGAGACUUUGGAGACUUGGGAGACUUGGGAGACUUGGGAGGCUUGGGAGGCUUGGGAGGCUUGGGAGGCUUAGCGGUUGAGGGAGACAUUGAGAGGAUUGUGGAGAGAGACUCAACUGGGCUGGAUGACGAUGAAGACGAUAUCAUUCCUUGGGAAGCGACUCCUCCUCCUCCUCCUCCUCUCUCAAAACGAAAAUUCGCUGCCAUGUCUUCAACUCCAUUGCUUACCCCUUCAACUAGAUCUUGUUCUUCUGGUCCGCAAUCAAAACGUCAGCAUGCCAGCGGAUCAGCCACUGCACUCUAUGCAAUUAAUGAUCGAUUUUCAGAGUUCACUGACGUCUUUUGUGUAGCUACACAAUCGGAAAAAUCGGCUAUCGCCUUAUCGCCUCAGCGCAAGCAGGCAGCAAUGCGGCGUGCUCAACUACUAGAAACACAUCUCGACGACGACAACAUGGCUGCACUUAUCGAAGCUUUUCAGGUGGACGUCAGCGCCGCUGAUGCAUAUAUGGUCAUGUCCGACGAAGGGCCAAGGAGGUCUUUUGUUGACCGCAAUAUCAAAUCUAUCAACAAGUAG